UAAAACCCUCUUAUCUCUCUUAUACUCUUUCUUUCCUCAUGCCGUCACAGCAUAGGAUUGAGAAACAGAGGAUUUGAGACUAGGAUUUGCAGGAAGAGAAGAGAGGGGGAGAGACGCAGGAAGAAGAAGAAGAAGAGGAAGACGAGAGAGGGAGAGAAGAGGCGCAGCAGCGGCAGCACGCAGGAGGAGAGAAAAAAACCAAUAAGAGAAAGAAAAGAAGAAGAAGAAGAAAAAAGAGGGAGAGCAGAGAGAGACAGGAGGAGAAGAAGAAGACCCGCCCCGAUCGCACAAACCCGAAGUAUCCGCCCCGCCCCGCAAAUCCUGAGACCCGGAGGGUACUGUCCAAUGAAGCCGGGUCUCGGGUACCAAUUUUAAUACCCGCCCCGUGCCGCCAUCGUGUCUCUGAAAUUUCACAAGAAAAAUUUGUGGAUGUUCUGAAAUUUCACAAUUCUGUCGCCGUCGUGUCUCUGCCGCCGUUGAAGCCAAAAAGAUUUUGUCUUCCUUCUCUCUACCAACCAUCGAGCGCCUGACACGUGCCACGGCCCAAACGUGCUAGGGAAAAAGGAUUUGUUUUUUCGAGUUUGUUUGUGGAGGAAGAUUAAUUCAUCCUUAUGGAUCACAAAAUUGACCGACUAUCAGUGUUGCCGGAACCUGUUAUGGAGCACAUUCUGUCAUUCAUGCCCUUGAAAAGAACACUUCAACUUAGUAUAUUGUCCAAGAGAUGGCAAAAGGUCUGGACUUUAUUCCCCAUUCCAGAAUUUAAUUCAAACUUCUAUUCGUCAGAUUUAUCAGAUGUGUUUGAUUCGUACGAGAUUUCAGACAAGGAGAAAAAGCAGAAAAUCACAAUAAAGAGGGAGGAGAGAGAGAAGUUCAAUUAUUUUGUGGAGAGAACUUUAGUAAGCCGUUGUAGGCAAAAGCUAGGAUUAAACAAGUUUAAUCUUAAGAUUCUGGUCAUGCAUGAACCGGAUUAUAUUCUUGCAAACCGUUGGAUUGGCUAUGCAAUUGAAUGCAAUGUAAAAGAGUUGAAUCUUUGCUUAAAGUCCUAUUUCUAUGACACUGAUGAGGAGCCUGAUGAUUAUCAAGUGCCUAAGAGUGUUCUAACAGCCAAAUCAAUCGUUAAGUUGAAGUUGUCUGGGGGUAGCUUGAAGUCAUGUUACAGUGAUAUUAAUUUAUCUUCUUUGAGAAAGUUGGUUUUGAAGCGAGUUGAUAUGAAUGACCGAAUUUUCCGAACUCUAAUUUCUGGUUGUCCUGUAUUAGAAGAGAUAACAAUUAGAAAAUGUUACGGGUUGAAAAAUAUACAUCUGCAAAGUCUUCCUAGACUCGUGGCGGUUACAUUGCUCUAUAGUCCUAAACUUAGGAGCUUUAAGUUGGAAGCACCAAAUCUGAAAAAACUACUAGUAGAAUCAACCAUUGUGACAGACAAAUGGCUGUACGACGUCCUUUCUAAACAUCCACUCAUUGAGAGCUUAGAACUACGUGAUUGCAGUAUGUUGAAAAUGAUUAAGAUUUCAAGUGAUCACUUGAAGAGUUUGACAAUUUGUCAUUGCACAAAGUUGAUUGAAGUUGACAUUAUUACUCUUAACUUACAUAGACUCGAGUAUUGUGGUGAUGUUAUAUCAUUUUCUUCCAAUGCUUGGACUCUAUCGGAAGUAAGACUCGACUUUAAGAACUAUGCUCCUUUGGAUGUUAAAAAGAUUGAGUUCCUUGCAAAGUUAAAUCAUCCGAAAUUUUUGGCUUGGGAUGCUAUUGCCAAGAGUGUGAUUGCUUCAAAAGAAUUGAGAGAAACAGUACAAUCCCCAUUAUAUAAUGUCAAGCAAUUGAAGCUAAAAGUACGCAAUCCAUAUAACAUCAUCGAACUUGUGGAUGCCUUGUUAUGGAUUUCUCCUCUUCUAGAGAUUCUUUGGAUAGAAUGGUGGAGAGAUGUCAAUAUAUGUUUCAAGUUCUCCUAUGAAGAUCGUAUUUACAAAUUGAAAAAUCAUAGUUGUUGCAAACUUCUUCCAAUUCUAUGUUGGCGGCAUUGUCUAAAGACUGUCCAAAUUGAAAAUUAUGGAGGAGCUAUCGAAAAAGAGACUCUAAAGAGAUAUUUUUCAAAGAAUGCUGAAAUCUUAGAGAGCUUUCAAUAUAGAAGAUUGCUAAGAUCAAAAACGGUAGAUAAUGUGCAUAUGAAAAGAUUCUAAAAUAAGUUUCUUUUACAUAAUGCAUAAUUCUUUGAAAUUGUCUCCCAAAUAGUGACUUUUAUUUAAAUGGUCUUGUACAAUGUUUUGACUCAAUUUUGCUAAUAUUUAUUUUUACUCUAAAUAAAAAUAUUGCAGGAGGCUGAAUGUUUUGUAAGAUUUA
Molecule: messenger RNA, 2337 nt
Organism: Corylus avellana
Lineage: Eukaryota; Viridiplantae; Streptophyta; Magnoliopsida; Fagales; Betulaceae
Product: FBD-associated F-box protein At3g52670
Molecular function (GO): protein binding
Source: RefSeq, a predicted model, not a curated record